Lycium barbarum (goji berry) is the source of this 1002-nucleotide messenger RNA. RefSeq lists its product as uncharacterized. NCBI's taxonomy places the organism in Eukaryota, Viridiplantae, Streptophyta, Magnoliopsida, Solanales, Solanaceae. The record is from RefSeq and is a predicted model, not a curated record. The transcript has a single exon. The coding region runs from base 1 to 1002 and encodes 333 amino acids.
AUGGAUGAUGCAACACCAAAUGUACAGUCAAGAAAUGUAGACAAAACCAUCACCUACGAUAACAGUCAUCCUUAUCAUCUGAAUAAUUCUGAUUCACCUGGAAUGGCUUUAAUCAACAAUGUGUUUGAUGGCAAAGGAUAUCCAGGUUGGAGGAUAUCUAUUCUCCUAGCCUUAUCAGCCAAGAGAAAACUUGGAUUCAUCAAUGGAGCUUGUAAGGCUCCAGAUCUGAAAUCUGAAGAAUAUGAACAAUGGAGUUGUGUUAAUGAUAUGAUUAUUUGUUGGAUCUCAAAUGCACUAACAAAGGAAAUUGCAGAUAGUGUAAUGAGUUCUAAAACAGCAAAGGAACUUUGGGACAGCCUAGAGCAAAGGUUUGGCAAGUCAAAUGGAGCCAAACUCUAUCAUUUGCAAAAGGAAUUAUCGGGACUUGUUCAAGGAAAUAAUGACAUUGCUAGGUAUUUUACCAAACUGAAAAGAAUAUGGGAUGAACUAGAUGCACUCGAUGUUGUCAUAUGUUGUUUAUGUGUGUGUGUGUGUCAAGGAAAAGCCAAACUAAUGAAGUCUUUAGAGGACCAAAGAUUGAUACAAUUUUUGAUGGGGUUAAACGAUAUAUACACACAGGCAAGAGGAAACAUUCUCAUGAUGAACCCAUUACCCAUUAUGGAUCUAGCAUACUCUUUGCUUUUACAAGAUGAAAAUCAAAGAGAAGCAUAUGUCAAUGCUAGCCACACUACUGAAUCUGCCUCGUUCAUGGUGACUUCACAAGGCAGAAAUUAUCAGAGAAAUGAGAAUCAAAACUUUAAAGCAUCAAAUCAACCACAGCAAAGGUUUGGCAACUACACACCAAGGAACAACAAAAAUUUUUCAAAGUAUAAACCUAGGAAAAACAAAUACAACCCAAAUGUGAGCUGCACAUACUGUGGGAGGACAAGUCAUACAGAGGAUGAUUGUCACAGGCUUUAUGGUUUUCCUGAGGAUUUUGAAUUCACAAAGGCUAAACCCUAA